Acanthisitta chloris (rifleman) is the source of this 1045-nucleotide messenger RNA. It is a transcript of the gene ST8SIA6, whose product is annotated as ST8 alpha-N-acetyl-neuraminide alpha-2,8-sialyltransferase 6. The record is from RefSeq and is a predicted model, not a curated record. The annotation marks the transcript as partial. The transcript is spliced from 6 exons. Lineage: Eukaryota; Metazoa; Chordata; Aves; Passeriformes; Acanthisittidae. Gene Ontology annotation, molecular function: alpha-N-acetylneuraminate alpha-2,8-sialyltransferase activity. Gene Ontology annotation, biological process: oligosaccharide metabolic process; N-glycan processing.
UUUAUUGCUUUUUCUCCUCCCCCUCCCCCCUUUUAACAGAACAACUGUUAAUAAAAAUGGAAUUUACCAGUUUGAACAGGCUUCAAAAUGUAAGGCAAUUCAGGACAACAUUUUGUCAUCAUCUAUCAAGAAGAAAAGAUACUCAGAAGAUUAUUAUCUUCACAUUGUCACAAAACUGCAGAACUGCACCUGGGUAAGGAGACCAGAAGAAUCUAAAAAAUUCAGGUCAGAAUUAGCCUCCUGUUGUGAUGCAGUUCACAAUUUUAUUGCUUCUCAAAAGAACAGCCCACUGGGAAGUAACAUGAGUUAUGAAGUGGACAGUAAAAAGACCAUCCUCAUUACAGAGGACAUUUUUAAGAUGCUACCUGUGUCCUCUCCUCUUUCAGCCUAUCCCUUCAAGACCUGUGCUGUGGUUGGAAAUGGAGGCAUUCUGAAAAACUCCAGCUGCGGAGCUGAAAUCGAUAGUUCUGACUUUGUGUUCAGGUGCAACCUCCCUCCAACCAUGGGAAGCAUUAGCAAAGAUGUUGGCAGUAAAACAAACCUUGUGACUGUUAAUCCGAGUAUCAUAGCUCAAAAAUAUAACAAGCUAAAUGAAAAGAAGACAGAAUUUCUGGAAAAUAUUGCGGUCUAUGGAGAUGCUUUUCUUUUAUUGCCAGCAUUUUCCUUCAGAAGCAACACAGCCACUUCUUUUAAAGUCUAUCACACUCUGAAAGAGUUCAAAGCAAACCAAAGGGCAAUAUUUUUUCACCCCACUUAUCUGAAAAGUCUUGCCCAGUUCUGGAGAACUAAGGGUGUGAAAGCCUACCGGUUGUCAUCUGGUUUUAUGAUCACUAGUGCUGCUCUUGAGCUGUGUGAGCAUGUGAAGCUCUAUGGCUUCUGGCCUUUUUCAAAAUCGACAGAGAAGAUGCCAAUCAGCCACCACUAUUAUGACAAUCAGCUGCCUAAACCAGGUUUCCAUGCAAUGCCCAAAGAAUACAACCAGAUCCUUCAGCUUCAUGGCAAAGGAAUUUUGAAGUUGCAGUUCGGUAAAUGUGAAUCAGACUAA